Dracunculus medinensis (Guinea worm) is the source of this 2595-nucleotide messenger RNA. Lineage: Eukaryota; Metazoa; Nematoda; Chromadorea; Rhabditida; Dracunculidae. The record is from the annotation of a GenBank genome assembly.
AUGAUGGAAAUCGAGUUGCUUUUACUUAUUCAACGAGGAAUAAUGCAAGUUCAACCACGAUUAAUAUUUUGGGAUGCCGAAUCCGAUACCGUAUCAUAUUUUGAUUUUAUAACUGGUAUGACUGAUCAGCAGCAAAUCGAGGCAGAAGCUAACGUUGGGUUGAAAUGUCCAAUUACUGCCGCUAUCAGAAUAAAUGAAAAAGAACAGUCACGGUUUCGUUUGUUGGAGCAUAUUCCAGGCUGCUUUAGCUGGGACACUGAUGAUAAUCGGUUUCUCGUAUGUGAGGCGAACAAUCGCUAUCCGGAAAAAGGUCAAAGCUAUUUAUUGACAAUGUUUUUCUCAAUGGAAUAUGGCUUACAAAUGCAAGAUUUAUUCCCAAAAUCAACCAGAUCGGAGAAACUAUUAAAACUUUCCAUACCUUUUUUAUAUUUUGUUAAAAAAAUAGAUGACGACGAUGAUGAUACCGAAACUGAAAAAUCAAUCGGUAAUUUACUUUUGAGAAAAUGCUUAAGAGAAUUUGUUGGUUUGGAGACAGCCGAUAAUCAAACAAAAAAAGUUAGUAGUGAAAGUGUUUGGGAACAUAUGGCUCACAUGUGUGUAAAGACAAGACGCCUGGAUGUUGCAUCGGUUUGCUUGGGAAAUAUGGGUCAUGCACGUGGAGUACAAGCACUGAGGAGAGCAAAAGAAAAUGGGGAAUGCGAAGAAGUACAAAUUGCUAUAUUAGCAAUACAACUUGGCCUUAUUGACGAAGCACAAUCACUUUUUGCAUCUUGUGGACGUUACGACUUACUUAAUCGACUUCUGCAGUCAAGAAAUAGGUGGACUGAGGCAUUUGAUGUCGCUGAGCACCAUGAUCGAAUUAAUUUAAGGAGUACUUAUUAUAAUCAUGCACAAUAUUUGGAAUCGAUAGGAUCUUUUGAAAAGGCGAUUGAAAGCUAUGAGAAAUCGAAUACGCACGCUUUUGAGAUACCCAGAAUGAUGCUAAACGAUCCUAAAAAUCUGGAAGCAUAUAUUACCAAAGAGCAAAAAAAUCCAAAAUUAAUGAAAUGGUGGGCUCAAUAUAUGGAAAGCAGUGGCAAUAUUAAAGCUGCGAAAUAUUACUACGAGUUAGCCAAAGAUUAUCUAUCACUCGUUCGAUUGCUUUGUUCUAAUAAUUUGAUUGAUGAAGCAUGUGAAGUCGCAAAGAAGAGUAAAGACAAGUCUGCUUGUUAUCAUUUGGCACAAUAUUAUGAAGCACAUGGCGACUUUAAUUCUGCUAUAAAUUUUUUUGCAAAGGCACAUGCUUAUAACAGUGCUACACGAUUAGCGAAGGAACAUCAUAUGAAAGAUAAAUUGGCGAAUUUCGCUUUAUUAGCAGGCGGUAACGAACUUGUUGAAGCAGCUCGUUAUUAUGAAGAGAACACCGAAGAAACUGAUAAAGCUGUUAUGCUCUAUCAUAAAGCUGGUUUAAUUGGAAGAGCUCUCGAUCUUGCAUUUCGCACGGAACAGUUUAGUGCUUUGGAUUUAAUUAUAAAGGACCUCGAUCAAACCUCUGAUACUGUAAGCCUUGAAAGAGCAGCAGAAUUCUUUAUCAACAAUCAGCGAUAUGAAAAAGCUGUCCAACUUUUGGCUUAUGCAAAAAAGUUUUCUGCGGCGAUAGACCUGUGUGCCGAUAAAAAUGUGCCCAUCACAGAGCAGAUAGCUGAAUUGCUUACUCCAACCAAAGAUGCUAUUAUGAACCAGGUUGAACGCAAUGAUUUACUCGAAAAGCUUGCUGAAUGUUGUGUGCAACAACGAAAUUACCACUGUGCCGCCAAAAAAUUCACUCAAGCUGGCAAGAAACACCAUGCUAUGAGUGCACUGCUAAAAUCAAGCGAUACAGAAAAGAUAAUUUUUUUUGCAAAUACAGCAAGAGAUAAAGAAAUUUACAUUAUGGCAGCAAACUAUUUGCAAACUCUCGACUGGAAGUCGGAUGCAAAUUUAAUGAAGCAAAUAGAAAUCUUCUACAAUAAGGCUACUGCAUUUGAACAUCUUGCUAGCUUUUACGAAGUUUGUGCCCAAGCUGAAAUUGAUGAAUAUCAGGAUUACAGUAAAGCAUAUGCUGCACUGAAGGAAGCUCAUCACUAUCUUGCCAAAGCACUUGAAAGAAAAUCGGGCAAUAACGAUUACAUAUUGGGUAAACAAGGCGAACUUCAGCAAGCCAUAUCCUCGAUUAACAAAUUUCUGAGAAUUCGCACCGUUUAUGAAAGUGAUCCAGAUGAUGCGAUACGACAAGUUGAGAAUCUAUUGCGAACAACUGAAACUGAAUGCGGUGUUCGUAUUGGUGAUAUGUACGCAGUUGUAAUUCUCCAUUAUUAUCGAAGAAAUGACUACCGAAAGGCAUAUUCAUUGAUUCAAGAAUUGCAACGGCGUCAGAAGCAAAUCAAUUUAUUAAAUUAUAUAAAUCCGAAAAUCUUAAAUAAUAUUUGUGAUGAACUGAACCUACCAAGGCCGAUCAGUAAAGACAGUAAAGAAGAGCCGGAAAUGGAAGCAAAUCUCGAAGAUCUCGUCGAAUAUAGUUAUGCAAUGAAGAAAUGCUUAGAAGAAGAAGGAAAAAGCGAUCUCGAUAAGCACUAA